CUAACUUCAUGAUUUCUGACGUUUCUGACAUGUUAAAAUAAAAACGUCAGUGGAAAUAAUUUAAAGUUGGUUUUAGUGAAGCAUAAGUAGAGGGCAGUUGAAAAGUUUCCAACUCAAAACUUGUCACCAGGCAAAAAAAAGACCAGAAUAAUUACCUACUGCAGAGGAUGAUAGAAUUUAUUGUAUAAAACUGCACAAUUUAAAACAAAUUGCGAAUAAAAGAAGAUUUAAAAAAUUGGAUGUUCAUCAAAGGUGCCAAAAUAUUUAGUUGAAAUUUAUGAAAUAUGUUCUUUGAGAAUUUAGAUUUCGAAACAUUGUUCAUGGAUUCGUUUCAAAUUUCUCAAAUUACAAUUAAUAAAUUAUAUGUUAUGUAGUGAAGAUAAAAAAUAAGAACAAUCAUGGCGGCAUAAAUAAAUUAUAUUUGCCCCCAACGGAAAGGGGCACGACAAGAAUUGCAUCAAAUUGAGCUUAUCUUCCAAAAAUUAAAUAAUAAUAGUCAUACGUGCUGUGAUCUACUAAACUUUAUUUUUUGUAUAUAAGUUCAAAAUAAAAAUUAUUGAGUAAUUAAUACUCAAUUUAUUGAGUAAUUAACUUAAUUAAAUUAUAUACAAUCAAAUUGAUUUUUUGAUGUACAUUUCCUAUAUUAGGAUUUGUAAAUAAAAGGCACAAACUAUUGUGAUAAAGUGUUUUUAAAUAAUAAGUUAAUAUAUAUGUAAAUAAAAAUAAAAUGUCUUCUCAUAAUAUUGAUGGGCUCUCUCCAAAACAACAACAUGGUAACAACGAUGUAAUACACGAUUGUAACGGUUUCUUAUGUAAAUCGAAAAUCCAUGGAAAUAUUUUAAAUUCAACAUUAACGAAACGUGCAUUAACUUCGAAAGAAUUGUGUGGAUAUUUAAAUUGGGUAUGUGGUAAUUGUGCCGAAGUAAUUGAUUCAGUUGGGCGAUCAACAUUACAUAUAGCUGCGUCCAGGGGAUUGAAAGAUGUUGUUGAAUGGUUAAUUAAUUGUAAACAUGCUAAUAUUGAAUUGAAGGAUUUGGAAUCUGGUUAUACACCGUUACAUCGGAGUGUAUUUUAUGGACAGAUUCAUGUUGCUGUCCAUCUUAUUAAAAAUGGUAGCAAUUUACAAGCUUUAGAUCGUGACCAUUUAACACCACUCGAUCACGUUAUGAAGGAUCGUUUUUCUAAAAUUAGAUUUAAUCCUGAAAAAAAUAGUGAAGUAUAUAUGUGGGGAACAAAUUCAAAUUAUACUCUUGGUAUGCAACAGACAAAACCAUAUCCUGAAUUAUUGAGUAAACAAAAUAUUGACGUCGCAAUCAAACAGGUUUGUUUACGAAAAUUUCAUUGUGUUAUGAUAUCCAAAGAUGGUCGGGCAUUUUCCUGUGGACAUGGUCAAGGUGGUCGAUUGGGCUUAGGAGAUGUAAAUACAGCAAUGAAACCUACGCAAAUCAAUUUUCAUUCACGUACAUCACCAACAAAUAUUUGUAAACAAGCUGCUAUUGGUCGAGACCAUUCUAUGUUUUUAAUGGAUUCAAAUACUGUUUGGGUUUGUGGUUUAAAUGAAUAUCACGUAUUAGGAUUGUCUCCUCCACCAGAAAUGUUAUUACAACCAAAAGCACUGCCAGAAUUUAAAACAGAUAUAACUGGAAUUUGUGCUGGACGUUUUCAUUCAGUUGCUUGGUGUGAAUCCACUUUGUACACUUGGGGACUAAACGCCGGACAACUUGGACAUGAUAUAACUUCCGGAAAAACUGUUAUAAUGCCAAAACAGGUUGCAACAAUGAGAGGAAAUAAUUUUUUGAUUACCGAUGUAGCUGUAAGUGAUGGUGCAACAGUUGUUGCAGUCAAACGUGGUGAUAUUUAUGUUUUACAUGAAUAUCAAUGUAGAAAAAUAGCAUCAAAGCAAACAGAUGUCGUUAAAGUAGCUGUAGUUGGCGGACAUUUAAAUGAAAAAUUGGACAAGAAUUUAUUAAAAGAACGUGACCCUUUAAGAGUAUUAGUAAUAACAAUUGUGGGUGAUAUACUAUUAUGGCAGGAAUCAACAAUGCAACUCACCCGUUGUAUAUUUUCAUUAAAUCGUGAAUUAAUUUUUAAAGAUGCUGUUUUAAAUAAAUCAAAUGUAUUAUUGGUAACAAACGAAGGUGAAGCUUUUCAAGGUCAAAUUAAAGAACGGAAAAUUAAACCGGUUGAUCAGAAAGCAGCUCAGAAAAAAUCCGCUUUUCAUAAGUUUUUAGAUAAAAAUGAUUGUGAAUUAAUUGCUUUAACACGAUUACGAAAUGUUCAUAGAGCCGUUAAUAUUAGUAGCGAUACAAAAGGUCGUAAUUUUUGUGUAUUACAAAAUGAUCCUCGUACACAUCUAUCAGAUGAAUCUUGUAUGUCAUCUAAUUUUAAAAAUGAUUUACUCAAUUUAUUACAAGAAUCAGAUGAAAUGGAUUUUGUUCAUGAUGUUUUGUUUAAAGUUGAAAAAAAACUUUUCCCAGUUCAUCGAUUUAUAAUUGCAUCCAGUAGUACGUUAUUAAAUGCAAAAAUUGAAGCAGCAUUACCAUCAAAUAUCGUUGAAAUACCUAACAUACGUGCGGAUAUUUUUUCGGAAUUACUAGAAUUUAUUUAUACAAAAAGUUGUAAUCUACUAAGGAAUGCAGGCGAAGUAAUUGAUAAUUUUAUCAAUGAAGAUGAUAAACAAAAAUCCGCAUUCGAAUAUUAUCGAAAAAAAGUUUCGGAUAAUAAAAAAAUGCAAGAUGUAAAAAAUCCAAUUCGUGUUUUACAAGCUGUUGCUAAACAAUUGGGGGUUAUGGAAUUGUAUCGUUAUAUCGAAUCCUCUGAUGUUAUAAAUGGUACAGUUAUCCCAAAAAAAGAUACAAUUCUAAGAGAUCUUACUUUUGAUAGAGAAGCAUUUUCGGAAUUGUACGAUGUUAAAAUUCAAUGUGAAAAUGGACAACAUAUAAAAGCACAUAAAUGUAUUUUAGCAGGUCGUUUGGAUUAUUUUAAUAAUUUAUUUGCUGUACGUUGGAAUGAAAAUACAAAUCGUACUACAGUAACGCUACCAUUUCCCUUCAAAAUUGUCAGUAUUGUCGUGGAAUUUUUAUACACAGAUUCGGCACAGUUUUUUAUACAUCGUAGCGAUGUCGAUCAAUUAUGUCAUUUAAUUGUUGUUGCCGAUCAAUUAUUUUUAUUAAGAUUGAAAGAAAUAUGUGAAGUGGCGCUUAUCAAAAAAUUAACCUUACGCAACACCGCACAAAUAUUACAAUUCGCCGAUUUAUAUAACUGUGAAAAAUUAAAAGCAUGUUCAAUGGAAUUUAUCUGCUUAAAUUUAGCUGCACUAUUAGAGAAUCGAUCACUGGAAUGUUUAGAAGAUUCAGUUUUAGAAGAACUUAGUACUUAUUACUGGGAUCAUAAUCCAAAAUUACAUACACGAUUAAUAACACCGUAUUCAGAUGCAUCUAGUGAUGAAGUAGUGAAAAGUGUGUGUGAUUUAUAUCCAGUGAAUUUAGAACAUAUAGAUGAUGAAGCUGAUAGAAAUCGAGCGAAAUUAAAUCAUAAAAAGAAGAUACGAACACGAAAACUUAGUCAAACAGAAUCUCCCAAAGAUAAAAAUCAUAACAAUUCAAUUUCUUCAAAUAUAUCUGAAAAUGAAAGUGAAAUAUUUACACUUGAACGUUUUAUCGAUAAAGAGGAAAAUGGUAUUAACUCUGAUUGGAUUCAAGUGAAUAAAACUCCACAACAGAAAAUAAUUCAAGCUCGUCUUAAAGCAAUCGGGAUUAUGAAAGAUGAACAAAAAUUAAAUAAACCGAUUGUUGAAGAAUUUACAACGUUAAAUACAAUUGAAUCGAUAAAUUCAAAAUCACCAGAAAAUAAAACAUUUAAAUUUGAUUUUCCCGAAUUAAGUUCAUCAAAAUCCAAUAGUAUAUUCGAUAGUGCAAAAUCACCACCGAAAUACGAUUUUCCAAAAAUGCAUAAACUUUCACAAAAACAACGGAAACGUUUAAGCUCAGAAAAUUCCAUGACAAGUUUAACCAAUAAUCUAGAGAAUGUAACAUUAAAGGGUCAUGCAAAUGGUGAAGGGGAUACUGUUGCUGAAAAGAAAAAUCCAUGGAAAAAAGUGGAUGUUGUACCUGAACAAAAUAUAAAUUCAGGAAUAUUAUUUCCGGAUAUUAUUGCAUGUGAACAGAAGAAAAAAGAGAAUUUAACGAAGAUGAUUGCGAAGCCACUUAUAUUGACACAGAUUGAAGAUCGAGCUAUUGAAGACAUCAAACGUUUUUACAAUGUCGAAAAUGUAUUCGAAGAAUAUUUAACUGUACAACGUGUAACUAAUAACAAUAUUGCUGUUCCACAAUGGGUAAAAGGAAGGAGCAAAUGAUUGAUGCAUUCAUAAAGAUAAUGUUUUAUCUUCCGAAUUACCAUACAGAGUGGUCCAUCAAAAAUGAAAUUCAUUUUGAGCAAACUUACAAAUAUUAUGAAAUUUUGUGAUGACAAGAAAUUUGUUCAUCAAAAAUGUAAAUUCGAUUCUAGGUUUUUUAGAAUUUUUUAAUUAAAUACUAAUGUUUUUAUAGGGAAAUAGUUAUCGCAGCUUAAAUUAUAUUUUUAACACCCGAACCAAAAGAAGGGGUGUUAUAAUUUUGUCCGCUAUGUGUGUGUGUGUGUGUCUGUCUGUCUGUGGCAUCGU
Messenger RNA from Chrysoperla carnea, 4660 nucleotides. RefSeq names its product inhibitor of Bruton tyrosine kinase. The record is from RefSeq and is a predicted model, not a curated record. The transcript has 8 exons. The coding region runs from base 728 to 4354 and encodes 1208 amino acids. Gene Ontology annotation, molecular function: protein binding. Lineage: Eukaryota; Metazoa; Arthropoda; Insecta; Neuroptera; Chrysopidae.